Varanus komodoensis (Komodo dragon) is the source of this 4679-nucleotide messenger RNA. It is a transcript of the gene TRAPPC11, whose product is annotated as trafficking protein particle complex subunit 11. NCBI's taxonomy places the organism in Eukaryota, Metazoa, Chordata, Lepidosauria, Squamata, Varanidae. The record is from RefSeq and is a predicted model, not a curated record. The transcript has 30 exons. Bases 175 to 3570 code for a protein of 1131 amino acids.
GUCGUCUCCCUGCGCGCUUGUCGUCUUCCUCACUCAGGCCUCUGGCAGCAGCUUGGAACGUUGCAUCUCUUUUGUGGCAGGACCGGGCCUUUGUAUGGCCGGUGUCACCGGAGACUGAGCGUGAUCCUGGCCGUCGGCGCAGCCGAGGGUGAGCUUUAACUCUACCCUAUCAAGAUGAGUCCUUCACAGUGGGAUUUUCCAGUGGAACUAUGUUGCCGGCCUAUGGCCUUUGUUACACUCACAGGCUUGGAUGUAGUGUAUAAUGCUGUUCAUCGGGCAGUUUGGGAUGCCUUUUGUGCAAAUAGAAGAGCAGACAGAGUACCAAUUUCCUUUAAAGUACUCCCUGGUGACCAUGAGUAUCCUAAAUGUAGAACAAAGAGAACAUCAUAUGAAUGGUACAUUCCAAAAGGCAUUUUGAAGACUGGCUGGAUGAACAAGCAUUUGAACUUGGUGCCUGCACUUGUCGUGGUGUUCUAUGAACUAGAUUGGGAUGAGCCACAGUGGAAAGAAAAACAGUCAGAGUGUGCUACUAGAGUUGAAAUUGUCAGGCAGAGUUUGCAGGGAAGAAACACAAAAGUUGCUGUAGUUUUGAUUCAGAAGAAAACGCCGUUACCUCCUGGGGAAGAUGUUAUUGCUUCUGAAAGAGCAGCAGCUUUAUGUAAUGCUUGUGACCUCUCUGGAAAAUCAUUGUUUGUUUUGCCACACACUGAUCAUCUUGUAGGUUAUAUUAUAAGGUUAGAGAAUGCAUUCUAUGAACAUGCACAGACCUACUACUAUACAGAAAUCCGAAGGGUGAAAUCUCAUAAAGAAUAUUUAAACAAAACAACACAUCAGCUUUUAUUCGUUAGACAUCAGUUCAAAAUAGCAUUCUUCAGUGAGCUGAAGCAGGACACACAGAAUGCUCUAAAAAACUACAGAACUGCAUAUAAUCUUGUACAUGAAUUGAGAGCUCAUGAAACCAAUAUGCUGGAAAUCAAGACAAUGGCAGGAUUUAUAAAUUACAAGAUUUGUCGCCUGUGUUUUCAGCAUAAUACACCACUGGAUGCAAUUGCACAGUUUAGAAAACAUAUUGACUUGUGCAAGAAAAAAAUUGGGAGUGCAGAGUUGGCUUUUGAGCAUGCUGCCUGGAUGUCAAAACAAUUCCAAGCUUUUGGAGACUUGUUUGAUGAAGCUAUUAAACUUGGAUUGACAGCCAUACAGACACAAAAUCCGGGUUUCUAUUACCAGCAGGCAGCAUACUAUGCUCAGGAGCGAAAGCAAUUGGCUAAUAUUCUCUGCAAUCAUGAGCCUUCUGUGACAUAUCCCAGUCCGGAUCCACUGGAAACUCAAACUGGAAUGCUUGACUUCUAUGGACAAAGACCAUGGAGGCAGGGAAUACUAAGUUUUGAUCUUCAUGAUCCUGAAAAGGAAAAAGUAGGAAUUUUGGCAUUGCAACUGAAAGAGAAAAAAGUUCUUCAUUCUGAGCUGAUAAUCACUUUGCUGAGUAAUGCAGUUGCCCAAUUCAAGAAGUACAAAUGUCCAAGAAUGAAAAGUCACUUGAUGGUUCAGAUGGGUGAAGAAUAUUACUAUGCUAAAGAUUACACCAAAGCUUUGAAACUGCUUGAUUAUGUUUUGUGUGAUUACCGCAGUGAAGGAUGGUGGACUCUCCUUACUUCUAUCCUGAGCACAGCUCUUAAAUGUUCCUAUCUCAUGGCUCAAAUAAAAGAUUACAUUAUGUACUCACUGGAACUCCUGGGAAGAGCAUCUACUUUGAAAGAGGAUCAGAAGUCUCGGAUAGAAAAAAAUCUGAUCAAAGUACUCAUGAAUGAGAAUCCAGAUCCAGAACCUGAAUGUGAUGUUGCUUCUGUGAAAGCUGCACAGAAAUUGUGGGCUGACAGAGUUUCUCUGGUGGGCAGCAAUAUUUUUACAAUAGAAGUUCAAGAUUUUGUCCCAUUUGUUCAGUGCAAAGCCAAAUUUCUUGCUCCAAGUUUUCAUGUUGAUGUACCAGUGCAGUUUGACAUAUAUUUGAAAGCUGAUUGCCCACACCCUAUCCAGUUUUCUAAGUUAUGUGUCAGUUUCAAUAAUCAGGAAUACAACCAGUACUGUGUAGUGGAAGAAGCCUGCCCAAAAGGUGAAAUCCUGGAACCAUCCAUACAGGGUACACUGUGUCUUAUUCCUGGUAAAACAAAGAAGUUCACUUUCAAAUUUGUGGCAAAAACAGAAGAUGUGGGGAAAAAGAUUGAGAUCACAUCAGUGGAUUUGCUUCUGGGUCGUGAAAAUGGCAGGUGUGUGAUGGUGAACUGGCAUGGAGGAGGCGGCGAUGCAGCUUCUUCUCAGGAAGCGCUGUUGGCUGCUCGUUCCUUCAAAAGGCGGCCUAAACUUGCAGAUAAUGAGGUUCAUUGGGACAGCCUUACUGUUCAGGCAAGCACAAUGAUCAUUUCUAGAGUGCCAAACAUUUCUGUCCAGCUCAGUCAUGAGCCACCUGCCUUGACGAAUGAAAUGUACUGUUUGCUUGUGACAAUCCAGUCACAUGAGAAGACAGUUGCCAAAGACAUAAAGCUCACAGCAGGCUUAAAACCAGGCCAAGAUGCAAACCUAACUCAGAAAACUCAUGUGACUCUAAAUGCAACAGAAACAUGCGAUGAUUCUUAUCCUGCCCUACUUCCUGAUAUCCCUGUAGGAGACUUGCAACCAGGUGAAAAGCUGGAAAAACCUAUAUAUAUUCAUUGUGGAACAGUUGGUACUAGGAUGUUUCUUGUAUAUGUUUCCUACCUAGUGAGUGCAACCAUUGAAGGGAAAGAAAUUCUCUGCAAGUGUCACAGGGAUGAAACAGUGACCAUAGAGACAGUAUUUCCUUUUGAUGUUGCUGUUAAGUUUGUCUCAACUAAGUUUGAGCAUUUAGAUAAAGUCUUCGCAGACAUACCAUUUUUACUGAUGACAGACAUCCUAAGUGCUUCACCCUGGGCUCUCACUAUUGUAACCAGCAAGCUGCAGCUUUCCCCUUCUAUGGUACCUGUGGAUCAGCUAGAGUCUUAUGUGGAGAAUGUUGUUUUGCAGACAGGUGAGAGUGCCAGUGAAUGUUUUUGCCUUCGUUGUCCCCCAGUUACUGGACAAAGUGGAGUGGCUACUGGAAGUUAUGUAAUCUCCUGGAAAAGGACCUCGGCUGUGAACAGCAAGCCUGUUAAUACUGUGAUCACACUUCCUCAUGUUAUUACAGAAAGUAUACCACUCCAUGUCAAUGCAGAUCUGCCAUCAUUUGGUCGCGUCAGAGAAUCCUUACCUGUAAAAUAUCACCUACAGAAUAAAACUAAUUUAGUUCAAGAUGUAGAAGUGUCAGUGGAACCCAGUGAUGCUUUCAUGUUUUCUGGCCUUAAGCAGAUAAGAUUGCGAAUUCUUCCUGGUACUGAGCAAGAAAUGUUAUACAACUUCUACCCUCUCAUGGCUGGAUAUCAACAGCUGCCCUCACUCAAUAUCAAUCUGUUACGGUUUCCACACUUCACUAACCAAUUGCUUAGAAGGUUUAUACCAACUCACAUCUUUGUAAAGCCCCAGGGACGUCAGCCAGAUGAUGCCUCUAUUGCUGCUGCAUAACAGAGGAUUCAUGCACAAGAAAAACAGUUUUGCACAGAAUAUAUAGAACUCUGCGCCUUUUUCAAACUCUAGCUUUGCCCAAACUAUGAAAAAGAAAACUUUAAAUUGGUAAUAAUUCCAGGAUUCUCUUUAUGGACAUGAUUCUAACCAAUAAAUACACAGGGAAAAAAAUCAGUACUUUUAUUGGAUGCAAUUCUUCUGACUUUCUGAAAGUUAAGGAAUUGUUGUUAUGUAUAUGAACUAUUUUGGUAAAAUGGGUGAGGUUAACUUGGCCAAAACAAAAAUUAUAGUAAUUCUAGCUUCAGUAUUGUUGUGUUUUGGUGCGGUGCCUAAGGCUUUUGUUGCAAACGCUGAUCCCCCACCACCCAACCUCAAAUUUUAUAGUAUUGAAUUCUUUCUUACGGAAUCUUGUUUUUGUGCCACUCUACAUUCCAUGUAAAAACAGGACCUGUUCAUAUUCUUAUUAUCUUAGAAGGCUUCAGCUACUUAGCACAUGAUGGAUAAUUCCAGGUGUUGCAUGAACAAAAGUGUCAUUUUGUAGUAAUGCAAAAUGUUAAUGCUUGAGACAUGCUGGAUACUAAGUACUGCAGUGCUAGCUACUGUGAAGCUGCUUUUGAGGACUUUACUCAUGCAAAGCAAAGAAACAUACUACUGGUGGCUUACAUAUGAAAGAAGGAUCCCACAGCACUUUGAAACUAAAGGUUUCUCAGAGGAACUUAAAGUUGGAAGGAAUACCACUCACCCUUGUAGAACUAUCAUAUAAAGCCACACUUUGGUAGGCCUUUUUUGGAUAAGCUGAAUCUUUUGAUUAGAAUUAUGAAAUUGUAUACUUAUUUUAUUUUGUUGUGUUUUGUCUACAAACUGGAAACCCUCUUAUGGAAAAGGCCACUCCACUGCACUAGUAUAUCCAAUUAUAAAACUUUUAUCUAGUCAAGCCAUCUCCUUCUUAUCAGGGUAAUUCUGCAUGUACAAUGUCAGUUCAUUAGUUAAAUCCAUUCUAUCAAUGUUCAUGUGAAAUGGUUUUUAGAAUAUUCACAGUAAAUCAUGUAAAUAAAAUCUGUUUUGUGAGAUUUUCUCAUUGUUUAACCAAUAAAUUAAUUUAAGCUUUG